AUGGCAUCAACGGUUUUGAACCAUGAAGCCGAUCGCCUCGCCCAGCUGAAGGCAUUCGACGCGACAAAAGCCGGGGUGAAAGGCCUUGUCGACGCCGGCGUAACCGAGGUGCCGGCGAUGUUCUACACGCCGGCUCACCUCCUCGACAACAAACCACCGCCGGCCGGCGACGAAAAGAAGUUCACUUUCCCGGUCAUCGACCUCCAAGGCGUGGCCACCGAUCCGGCCAGACGGAAAGAGAUCGUGGAGAGAGUGAGGGAUGCUUCCGCCACGUGGGGGUUUUUCGAGGUGCUGAAUCAUGGGGUUCCGUUGAAUGUUCUGGAGGAGAUGAAGGACGGAGUGAAGAGGUUCUACGAGCAGGAUCUGGAAGAGAAGAAGGAGUUCUUCACUCGGGAUUAUACGAGGAAGAUUGUGUACAACAGUAAUUUUGACUUGUUUACUGGGCAGGUGACCAACUGGAGGGACACCAACUGUUUUUUUACAUGGCUCCCGAUUCCUCCCAGCCCCAACAACUCCCUGCCGCUAACAGACCACGUCGGAGGACUCCAGGUCCUUCACCAAAAUCAGUGGGUCGAUGUGCCUCCAUUGCCGGGCUCCCUUGUCAUCAACAUCGAGAUCUGCUACAGCUUAUGUCCAACGACAAGUUCGUCAGCGUGGAGCAUAGAGUGCUGGCGAAUCGCAGUGCUGGGCCGAGGGUAUCCGUCGCGUGUUUUUUCAGUACGGGGAUGUUACCGAACCCGAACAAGUAUGAAACCCAUCGAGGAACUCUUGUCGGAAGAGAAUCCUCCCAAGUACAGGGCGACCACGGUUUCGGAGUACGUGACCUUUGUUACGAACAAAGGGCUUGAUGGGAAAUCUCCUCUUCUGCAUUUCACGGUCUGA
Molecule: messenger RNA, 882 nt
Organism: Linum tenue
Lineage: Eukaryota; Viridiplantae; Streptophyta; Magnoliopsida; Malpighiales; Linaceae
Source: the annotation of a GenBank genome assembly